Didymella exigua CBS 183.55 is the source of this 3072-nucleotide messenger RNA. Its product is annotated as helicase SWR1. The record is from RefSeq and is a predicted model, not a curated record. Bases 1 to 3072 code for a protein of 1023 amino acids. Gene Ontology annotation, molecular function: ATP binding; metal ion binding; ATP-dependent chromatin remodeler activity. The transcript is spliced from 3 exons. Lineage: Eukaryota; Fungi; Ascomycota; Dothideomycetes; Pleosporales; Didymellaceae.
AUGGCGCCUCGGCGUUCUACUCGAAAGUCAGCAGCCAGAGUGGCAAACGACAACAUUGUCGCUGCUAUAAAGCCAACAUCAAUUUCCAGUGAUUCACCUAUGAAUGCCCAAGUUGAACCGGCUUCGCACAAAAAGCGCAUACGUAACUCUCGCUCAGCCGUGCCGAACUCGUCCGACAACGAUGAUGAUAUGUUGGACAUCGAUUCAUCCAUGCCUCCAGCGCAAGUCCGCCGCAUUCUGAAACAGAUCUCAAUCCCCGCCAUGAAGACCAAGCAGACUGCCGCACCGGUCAAGGCGGAAUCGGAGACUUCGAAUGGCACGCCGUCCCUGGAAAAUUCCGACUACGACACACCCGGCACAAGCAUAUCGAACACACCGGCUGUCUCGCUCGGACGCAGUCUAGGCGCAGCUCGCAAGAGUGGGUUAAGCAAGGCUGUCUCAGCGCGAGGUCGCACUACUAUCCAAGAUACGGAUGGGGAGAUCGAUAUAGUGGAUCUGGAUGCCGAGCUUGCGUUGCAGAUGCAGAUUGAAGAGGACGAGGACGAGGACAAACAGCGCAGCAAGCGCCGCAGGGUGGAGGAAAUCAGUGACGAGGAGGAAGAGAUCGAGAACAUUUACGCCCCGCGAGCUCGAACGAAUACUGCGCCCUACAAAGGCAAAGGCAAGGGUAAAGCAAAGAUGGAGUCUGACACUGAGACCGACGAUGACGCCGACUCGCUGCUCAACGAAUUGAUCGCAGAACCCAUAUACACCGGCAAAGGCAAGGGCAAGGCGACCGUUCAAGAUGUCACACGCCGUCGCAGUCGCUCUGAUCGACCCAGCACGAGCCGCAACACCAUCCUCGACGACAUCAUCAGCGAUCUCGAGGACUCAGAAGAGGAAGAUGAGUUCCAGCCCGACGACGCUGGCUCAGUCAUUGACCUUAGUGAGAUCGAGAGCUUAGCCGCCACUGACAGCGAAGAGGAGCCUCUGAUGGUAGCCAGCGCUCGCCUUCAAAAGGUGUCGGCCAAGGUACCCAAGCGUGCACGAGGCAAGAAGCCAUUCACACAUGCGGAGAAGCUCGAGAAGCGUCAGCGAAUGGCGAGGUACGCACAUAUCGAAGAUAAGUGGGAGCGGAAGCGUGCCAUGAACCGCGAGCGUGCAGAGCAGCAACAUCCAAAGUUGCGCUCAAUGUGGGACGACCUGCAGAAGAUUCCUGUGCUAUCUGUCGGGAGGGCAGAGCAGCCCAAAACCAUUACCCGGCGCUUGAAGCCAUUCCAGCUGGAAGGUCUCAGCUGGAUGAUCCGUCAAGAGAAGACCCAUUAUAGAGGCGGCCUGCUCGGAGAUGAGAUGGGUAUGGGUAAAACCAUUCAAGCCGUCUCGCUCAUCAUGUCCGACUACCCUGCGAAAGCACCGACGCUGGUCUGUGUACCACCCGUUGCUUUAAUGCAAUGGACCAACGAGAUCCGCGAGUACACCGAAAAUAAGCUCAACGUCCUUGUCUACCACGGCACCAACGCCAAGUGCAAGAAGAUGACUGUCAAAGAUUUGAAGAAAUUCGAUGUCAUCAUGGUCUCCUAUAACAGCUUGGAGUCUCUACACCGCAAGGAGGUCAAGGGCUGGAGCCGUGGCGAGGACAUCAUCAAGGAGGCGUCUCCCCUUCACGCCAUUCACUAUCACCGUCUCAUCCUUGAUGAAGCACAUAGCAUCAAAUCUCGCAACACCGGUGUUGCAAAGGCCUGCUUCGCCUUGCAAGGUACUUACAAGUGGUGCUUGUCCGGCACACCGGUGCAGAAUCGCAUUGGAGAGUUCUUCUCCCUUCUACGCUUCCUUGAGGUUCGCCCUUUCGCCGACUACUUCUGUCGUUCUUGCAAGUGCGAGAAGCUGCAUUGGGCAACAGACGACGACCACAUGUGUGUUGCUUGCAACCACGGCGCGUCUGAGCACAUCUCGGUCUUUAAUCAAGAGCUUCUCAACCCCAUUACCGGCGAUGACGUCAACCUUCGUGAGUCGGCGUUGUCGAAACUCCACAUGAUCACAGCCCGCAUCAUGUUGCGCCGCAUGAAGCGCGACCACACUAACUCCAUGGAGCUGCCCAUGAAAGACAUCAUAAUCCACAACGAGUUCUUCAGCGAAGUCGAACGCGACUUUUCGACCUCUAUCAUGUCAAACUCCAACCGCAAGUUUGAUACCUACGUAGCGCAGGGUGUUAUGCUCAAUAACUACGCCAACAUCUUCGGUCUCAUCAUGCAAAUGCGCCAAGUCGCCAACCACCCAGAUCUUCUGCUCAAGAAGAGGGCUGCGGAGGGCAGCUCUAACGUCUUCGUGUGCAACAUAUGCGACGAGCCCGCCGAAGAUGCCAUCCGCUCCCACUGCAAGCACGAGUUCUGCCGCGCCUGUGUAAAGGAUUAUAUGGACACGUGCGAAGCCUCGGGCACCGACGCAGACUGUCCACGCUGCCACAUCGCGCUCACAAUCGACUUCGAGCAGCCGGAGCUCGAGCAGGACGAAGACAGCGUCAAGAAGACCAGCAUCAUCAACCGCAUCAAGAUGGAGAAUUGGACCAGCUCGACGAAGAUCGAGAUGCUCGUGUACGACCUGUACAAGCUGCGCAGCAAGAAGCAGACACUCAAGAGCAUCGUGUUCAGCCAGUUCACCUCCAUGCUGCAGCUCAUUGAGUGGCGCCUCCGCCGUGCGGGUUUCAACACGGUGAUGCUCGACGGCAGCAUGACGCCUGCACAGCGCCAGAAGAGCAUCGAUCACUUCAUGACGAAUCCGGAUGUGGAGGUCUUCCUUGUCUCGCUGAAGGCGGGCGGGGUCGCUCUCAAUCUCACUGAGGCGUCGCGGGUGUUCAUCGUGGAUCCAUGGUGGAACCCCGCCGCCGAAUGGCAAUCUGCUGACCGCUGCCACCGCAUCGGGCAGAAGCGUCCCUGCGUCAUCACACGUCUGUGUAUCGAGGACAGCGUCGAGUCGAGGAUGGUCGCGCUGCAGGAGAAGAAGGCGGCGAUGAUUGCGGGAACUGUCAACAACGACAAGGUUGCCAUGGACCGGCUGAGUCCUGAGGACUUGCAGUUCUUGUUCCGUGGUUCUUAG